AUGAAUGGUGGAGACAGGAGUCCAGCGACAAAGUAUACUAUCGACUCGAGUGAUACACGGAAUCGCUCGUCCAAGGAUACCCCAAACAUGCAUGAACUUGGAAAGGACCCGUUGACAUGGAGCUUCGUGAAGCUUUUGGGCGUGCACGUGAGUCGUGAUUUAGUCGAAUUCGGAGGUCUUCCAGCAAGUCAUGCGUGGCGAUUCAAGAUGUCAGGACUCUGGAGAGCACGUCUUCUGACAAAAGCCCAGUGCAUUGGAGUGGUCAUUUCCACCGUGGAGCGAGCGGAUCGAGUCGAAAUUUUGAUUGACGACGGUACUGCACUCGUGAAGACGGUGUUAUGGGGGGGAAAUGUCUGUGCACCGGUAGCGCUGGGAGACCUUGUGCAUGUGGAAGGGAAGCUGAAUAUGGAUAAGAGCUGGGACGCCGUUGAUCUUGGAAGAGCUCGUGAGCUCCGAAUUCUACGAAUCACUCCUGUGGACGACCCGAAUGCAGAGUUGCUGCAUUGGACACAAGUGAUGGAGCUAGAGAAGAGGACCGAGGCGCACUGGGAAAAGAUUGCCGCUCAAGCUUUCUUCGAGCUCUCGAUUGCUAUCAGCACAAAGCAGCGGUUUUUGAGUCGAAGCGAUCGUGGCUCCUACGAUGAGACGUUACUGGAACUUCUUGAGUUCAUUCUUCUACAGCAAACAACAAGUGGUUCCGAGGAAGCCAGCAUGAUCUCUUUCAGCACUUUCAUCAGCUCACCUGGACCUGUCGCGAUGGUGGACAAACACGGCAAAACAGUCGACAAGAACCAGAGAAUCAGGGCAUUGCAAUUCUCUUUUCGUGAGCUGCAUCGAGCAGGGCUUUUGUUCUUGGAGGAUGAUGAGGCAGACCGCCACGUUUUGUUGAGCUUUGAGGUGGCGUUAAAGCCUGUGCUUCUGCAAGUUAUUCGAGACCGAUCACAAGGAUCCUCAAUUGUGGAAAUUGUGGAUGCAAUACUAAACCAGGAGCGAUUCAAGUGCAUUCCGCUGCACUGGAUCGAAAAGAGCCUCGAGCGUCUUAUAGUAUCUCAGCACGUACUUCAACACGAAAAGUCACAGCUGUUCUAUGUAAGCACCAAAGAGCUGUAG
This is a messenger RNA of Peronospora matthiolae, 1110 nucleotides long. The record is from the annotation of a GenBank genome assembly. Lineage: Eukaryota; Oomycota; Peronosporomycetes; Peronosporales; Peronosporaceae.